Ficedula albicollis (Collared flycatcher) is the source of this 1047-nucleotide messenger RNA. RefSeq lists its product as uncharacterized. The transcript is spliced from 8 exons. Gene Ontology annotation, cellular component: extracellular region. The coding region runs from base 132 to 989 and encodes 285 amino acids. NCBI's taxonomy places the organism in Eukaryota, Metazoa, Chordata, Aves, Passeriformes, Muscicapidae. The record is from RefSeq and is a predicted model, not a curated record.
UUCCAGUUUCCCCUUUCGAGGGGUUUGAAUUGCUUAUAAAUACCCUCUGCAUCUGAGAGCACACGAGACGAUCUCCAUCUCCUUUGGCUUUGCCGUUCUGCAGUGCUCCCUGUCAGGCUUGGCCAGGAACCAUGAGGCUCUGGGUCUGCAUCGCGUUGCUCUCCACUGUUCUGUGUGCAAGUGCUGAGAGACCAAGGAUAGUCCAAGGAAUGAUCCGAGCUGGGCAAUUUGUCCGGGAUGCAGCGGGAGGGACGAGGGAUAUGUACAGAGCAUACAAGGACAUGCGUGAAGCAAAUUACAGAGGAGCCGACAAGUAUUUCCAUGCCCGUGGGAAUUAUGAUGCUGCCCGCAGAGGACCUGGGGGCGCUUGGGCAGCGAGAGUGAUCAGCGACGCCCGGGAGAACUGGCAGAGCCGUGUGAGCGGCAGAGGCGCCGAGGACACCCGGGCGGACCAGGAGGCGAACCGGUGGGGCCGGAGCGGCGGGGACCCGAACCGCUACCGGCCCAGGGGGCUGCCCAGCAAAUACUACACACGAGACGAUCUCCAUCUCCUUUGGCUUUGCCGUUCUGCAGUGGCUUGGCCAGGAACCAUGAGGCUCUGGGUCUGCAUCGCGUUGCUCUCCACUGUUCUGUGUGCAAGUGCUGAGAGACCAAGGAUAGUCCAAGGAAUGAUCCGAGCUGGGCAAUUUGUCCGGGAUGCAGCGGGAGGGACGAGGGAUAUGUACAGAGCAUACAAGGACAUGCGUGAAGCAAAUUACAGAGGAGCCGACAAGUAUUUCCAUGCCCGUGGGAAUUAUGAUGCUGCCCGCAGAGGACCUGGGGGCGCUUGGGCAGCGAGAGUGAUCAGCGACGCCCGGGAGAACUGGCAGAGCCGUGUGAGCGGCAGAGGCGCCGAGGACACCCGGGCGGACCAGGAGGCGAACCGGUGGGGCCGGAGCGGCGGGGACCCGAACCGCUACCGGCCCAGGGGGCUGCCCAGCAAAUACUAGCGCUGUACUCCGCCCCUGGCACACCUGUCUUUGUACAGCCGAAUAAAGAGAUCCUCCC